Molecule: messenger RNA, 1163 nt
Organism: Mytilus californianus (California mussel)
Lineage: Eukaryota; Metazoa; Mollusca; Bivalvia; Mytilida; Mytilidae
Product: 39S ribosomal protein L28, mitochondrial-like
Exons: 7
Coding region: 81-956 (291 amino acids)
Cellular component (GO): mitochondrial large ribosomal subunit
Molecular function (GO): structural constituent of ribosome
Source: RefSeq, a predicted model, not a curated record
CCGAAAAAGCUGGUGCAUUAUUUUCGCUAAAGUCUUAAAUUAAUGCUAGGCAAUUGGAACCAGAACAUACACAGACGAAAAUGUCCAGAGUCAAGUUCAAUGGAACAGUUGUACCAGCUAUUAGAAAUGCACUAAAACUAAACAGAUACAGAAAAGCAGCAUAUGAAUACAGAUGGGACCAGUCAGUUGAUCAUCUGUUUCCAGAGCACUAUAAACAAAAAUGUGAGGAAUUUAUGAGACGAUUGCCAAAACCAGUUCACUACAAACCAGCUGAGAGCAAGUGGAAAAUCAGUCCAGUGACUGACAGAUGGGAGGUAAACAAUGAUGAACCUGUCUAUGUGAUAUACCCAGAACAGUGCAAUGAUGGCCUAUGGGGUGGCGAAGGAAUCGUUCAAGGGGAAUAUAUUGCAAGAUGGAGGAGGAAACGUUCCUUAGAAUUUCCAAAAAUAUGGCGACCCAAUUUGUUAAGGAAGGUAUUUUACAGUGAAAUUUUAAAUAAAUGGUACCAUGUAGUGGUUACACCUAGAACAUUAGAUUUAAUAGAUGAAGCAAAUGGGUUUGAUAAUUACAUUUUAAAGACGCAUGAGAGAGAUCUGAAUUCUAGGCUGGGUAUGAAUUUUAAAAGAGCCAUGUUGCUAGCUUUGGUAAGGCAAGAUAUGUAUCCUGAUGACCCAGAGAAAAGGCAGAAGAUUUCUGACAAAUACAAAGAAUUUAUUAUUCCGGAAGAAGAGGCUGAAUGGUUAGGUUUAUCAAUUAAAGAAGCAAUUAAAAAAGGAAGGAGACUCCAGGAAGAAAAUAAUCCACAAAUUCCAUUGAAGUAUUCACUCACCAAAGUCUUAGCACUUAGGUUACAAGAAAUCUCUGAAAACAAAGACCAAGAUUCUGUGGAUGAAGGAUUGACAAAUAAAUUCAAAAAACUUAAUCCGUUUUCGAAGUCAGAUGACAAAAGAAGUUGAUAUUAACUGAAAUGUACAUGAAUGUUCAGAUGUAAACUUGAAUAGGUGUGUGGAAGUGGUGAGAAAGGAUCAGAAAUUUUUAUUGAACAGUAUUAAGUCAAGAAUAUGGAGAGCUGAAUGAUGUUUCAGAACCAAAUUUGAAGUGCUACAUCAUACUUAAUUGUGUCAAUCAAGAUUUAAAUAUCAAUAUAAAUAUGUUUAAAAUGA